Messenger RNA from Plenodomus lingam JN3, 117 nucleotides. The record is from RefSeq and is a predicted model, not a curated record. Lineage: Eukaryota; Fungi; Ascomycota; Dothideomycetes; Pleosporales; Leptosphaeriaceae.
AUGAUCGGCCCGCUGACCACCACCAUCCAGCCGGUACCUCCCCUGACGCUUUCUUCAACUGCAAGGCAGCUUCCUUGGCUAUCAAACGAUCGACAAUGCAGUGUAGGAACAGCAUAG